Molecule: messenger RNA, 2475 nt
Organism: Haliotis rufescens (red abalone)
Lineage: Eukaryota; Metazoa; Mollusca; Gastropoda; Lepetellida; Haliotidae
Product: xaa-Pro dipeptidase-like
Exons: 16
Coding region: 64-1557 (497 amino acids)
Molecular function (GO): metalloaminopeptidase activity; manganese ion binding
Source: RefSeq, a predicted model, not a curated record
GCCACCACGACGCUGCGUGGAGCUUAGAACGGCGCGUGAUAACAAAUAAAUACACCUACCGAGAUGGCAUCCGCAAGAGAACAGCCAACAUUCUGCCGGGGGACGCACACCCUGUCAGUUCCGAUGGAACUGUUCCGGGAAAACAGCCGACGCCUGAGUGAACGACUGAGAAAGAACAAGGAUGUCCCUGAUGCUGCCUACGUCCUGCUUCAAGGUGGAGAGUCGACGACCAGAUACUGCUCGGACAACGAGCCCAUCUUCAGACAAGAGUCGUACUUCCACUGGGCGUUUGGUGUGGAGGAACCAGACUUCUACGGGGCUGUGGAGGUGGCAACAGGGAAGACCAUUCUCUUUGCUCCCAAAUUGCCAGCCUCUUAUGGUGUCUGGAUGGGCAAAUUGCUGACGUGUGAAGAUUUCCGUGUGCGCUAUGGUGUGGAUGAAGUCCAUUUUGUGCCCGAUAUUGCCAAGGUGCUGAAGGAAAAAAAUCCAUCUGUUAUCCUAACCCUGCAUGGUUUGAAUACCGACAGUGGGAAGUACAGCCGUGAGGCAGCAUUUGACGGAAUCGGAGAAUUCAAAGUUGACAAUAAGCUGCUUCAUCCAGAGAUCACGGAGUGCCGGGUGUACAAGAGUGACUACGAACUGGAUGUGCUGAGAUACGUCAACAGAAUCUCCAGCGAGGGACACAAAGAGAUCAUGAAAGGCAUGAGGCCUGGACUCUAUGAGUAUCAGGCAGAAAGCGUAUUCUGUCACUAUGUUUACAUCAAUGGCGGACUGAGGAACAUGUCCUAUACCUGUAUCUGUGGAAGUGGUGACAAUGGAUCGGUUCUCCAUUACGGCCAUGCUGGAGCCCCAAACAGCAAACUGAUCAGCGAUGGCGACAUGUGCUUGUUUGACAUGGGAGGGGAGUACUACUGCUACACGUCCGACAUCACCUGCUCCUUCCCUGCUAACGGCAAGUUCACCCCCCAGCAGGCUGGCGUGUACAACGCUGUGUACAAGGCAAGUCGGGCCGUCCUUGACGCCAUCAAACCAGGUGUAAACUACGUGGACAUGCACAAGUUGGCGGAGAGGGCGAUGUUGGCGGUGCUGAAGGAGCUGGGGUUGGUGCAGGGUGAGGUGGAGGACAUGAUGGCUGUUAGGCUUGGUGCCGUCUUCAUGCCACACGGCCUCGGCCACUUCAUGGGCAUCGACACCCACGACGUGGGAGGAUAUCCACAGGGAACAAAGAGAAUUGAUGAGCCCGGGCUGCGAUCGCUCCGGACAGUCCGUAACCUGGAACACAGGAUGGUGCUGACGGUGGAGCCAGGGUGCUACUUCAUAGAUCAGGUGCUGGAUGAAGCUCUUGCCAACCCCAAACAGGCCAAGUUCCUAAACAGAGACCAGAUUGACAGACACAGAGGUUUUGGAGGGGUGCGAAUCGAAGAUGACGUUCUGGUCACAGAGGAUGGUGUGGAAAUUCUAACCUGCGUACCUAGAACAGUGGAGGAAAUUGAGGCCUUGAUGGAGCAAGGGAGACAACUCCCUCGACAGCCCCUGCCCCAGGAAACAAAGAAAUAAGAAACACGAUUUUUUGCCAUUCCGCCUUAAAAAAACCAAUGUGAUACCAAUAUGAAACAAUUAUAUUCAAAUUCUGCUCAUGAUUUAUAUCUAGCUGUGAUCUUCAUUUAAUAAAAAGCACUUAUCAUGUUUACGGCACAUCUACAAUACUAGUGUUUUGUUGUCAUGGAAAUAUGGAAGUGGUAAGCUUGGUAAAUUUCCACCAAUUUGGAAAAAUCAACUUCUGAAUCUAAAAUGUCCUGCUUAUACUGUGAGACCCGAGACAUACAGACAUCUCCAAACUACAAGAUGUUUUGAGAGUGAUUUAGGUUACAAGUACUCAAAACUGUAAAUCAACUAGAAACUAGAAUGUUUCACUGCCUAUUGUCUUUGAAAUACAGAGAAACUGCCGAAACUUGUUGGAAAUGUUAAAGAACCAAACAAUUUUGAACGAACUAUUUCAGAGGUAUUUAAAAUUGCAUUCAAUUCAAUAAUUCAUUAAUUAAUAAAUUAAUAAGCAUCUUCCCCUUUCUGUUAUCAAUGGAACAAGUUAUCUUAACCAAUCUCCACAUCACUAUAUUUACAUGAAAUUGGAACUUUUUAUUCAAAUUUUGGAAUUUUUACUGACAAUUACUGCAGACUUGUGGCCAAAUAUCGGCUUCUGAGUAGGUCUAGAUAAAGCCAUUUAAUUUAUUGAUUUAUGAUUGGGACCAAGAUGAUAAUAAAUAUCCUUUUAAAAUUGCAAUGCAAACAAGAGCUCCAGGAAGAUGUAUUGAGACAUUUCAAUCCAGAAAUGUUGCAAUAUUUCCUUCAUGUUUUAGCUAUGAAGAUGGCAGUAUAUAGAUCACAUUAUCAAGAUGAAAAUAUCUACCCAAGGCCAAGCAUGCUAAGACAAACUGUCUCAUUUUCACUGCAAUAAAAUUGUUAAGUUGCAAGAUC